This is a messenger RNA of Liolophura sinensis, 1017 nucleotides long. Its product is annotated as solute carrier organic anion transporter family member 2A1-like. The record is from RefSeq and is a predicted model, not a curated record. NCBI's taxonomy places the organism in Eukaryota, Metazoa, Mollusca, Polyplacophora, Chitonida, Chitonidae. Gene Ontology annotation, cellular component: basolateral plasma membrane. The coding region runs from base 1 to 1017 and encodes 338 amino acids. Gene Ontology annotation, biological process: sodium-independent organic anion transport; transmembrane transport. The transcript has 7 exons.
AUGGAAGAACCAAUCUGCGACGAGGUUUCAGGAGCUUCCGGAAACUAUAUAGCCUUGGGAAUAUUUCUGACGGCCAUGUUGAUUCAAGGAGCAGUUACUGCCCCUCGUGCGCCACUAAGUGGCACAUUUAUCGACGACAACAAUCCCGUUCCGAUGAACAGUGGAAAAUACAUCGGAAUCUUGAUGGGAGUGCUAACCUUCUCAACAGUCGUGUCGUUUGGAAGUGGUGCUAUCAGUAGUUGCAUUUUCCACACUCUAGAAGAAACCAGUCUGACUCCUGGAGACCCCCAGUGGAUAGGCGCCUGGUGGCUGGGAUUCCUUGUGUUGGGAACCUUGAGUAUAGUCUUCUCCUUUCUGAUUUUGUUUUUCCCAAAGCGCCUGAAGGUAGCGUCAUUGAAAAGCACUCCGGCUCGGGAGGUGAAAGUCAGCAAUGAAAUUGGUGGACACACAAGUUUUAACCAGAUUUUGAGUGGUUUUGUUGAACCUCUGAAAUGUGUCUUCCGAAUCUUGAGGAUUCCAGUUUUUACACUGGUGGUACUGACCAUUACGAUGCACACUUUUGCCAUACUGGGAAUGGUGUCUUUUUUCCCGAAGUACCUAGAGACACAGUUUUACCGGCCUGCCUAUCAAGCGAGCAUAAUGGUUGGUGAGUAUCAGGGAGCCUGUCAGGCUCUGGGUUUAAGCACAGUGGUUGGCGUCAUAUCGUUGAGCUACUGGAACUGCAGUUGUACUCUCGGGACGGCCGCAUCCGGGCUGUGUCAGCAGGAAGACCCCACCGUCUACCCUCUCCUGGUCUACGCCACAGCAGUUUCCUUCCUCUCCAUGUUCUCUACCAGCGCUUCCUUCAUGAUCAUUGUCAGGAGUGUGAGAGAGGAAGAGAAGUCUUUGGCUCUAGGGUUAUCGUCCUUUAUCUCCACUCUCCUGGGUAAGAGGAUGAUUUAUGGGUUCUGGACAGGUUGUCUUAGCCAUGGGCUAUGUUCUUCAUACGUAGCCAUCACGAUGCUUUUCCGUGAAUAG